Molecule: messenger RNA, 1020 nt
Organism: Baudoinia panamericana UAMH 10762
Lineage: Eukaryota; Fungi; Ascomycota; Dothideomycetes; Mycosphaerellales; Teratosphaeriaceae
Exons: 1
Coding region: 1-1020 (339 amino acids)
Biological process (GO): pantothenate biosynthetic process
Cellular component (GO): cytoplasm
Molecular function (GO): 2-dehydropantoate 2-reductase activity
Source: RefSeq, a predicted model, not a curated record
AUGGCACCGAACGUGCUUCUCCACGGCGUUGGCGCGAUCGGAGCUAUCUAUCUACAUCUCCUCCUGAAAGCUGGAUGCCGUGUGACCGCCGUCUGCCGUUCCAAUUACGAUGCUGUAAAGGCUAACGGCUUCACGAUUGACUCUGUUCUCUAUAAUACGAAGGACGUCCACGUCAAGGCCACCGACGUGGUCCGCUCGCCGUCGGAAGCAGCUGCCCACGGUCCCUUUGAUUUCCUAGUCGUAACAACCAAGGCGCUUCCGGACGCCAAGACCGCCGCUGCGAUCGCCCCGGCCGUAACAGACGGCAAGACUUGUAUCGUACUGAUCCAAAACGGUGUCGGCAUCGAGGACGAGUAUGUCGCCCGCUUCCCUGGCAAUCCGCUCUUGAGCUGUGCCGUCUACCUUCCAUCCACCCAGAUCUCGCCAGGCAGGAUCCAGAUGGGCAACCAGGAGCUGCUGGAAUUUGGCACUUUCCCCGAUACUGCUUACGACGACUCCGCCGCAGUAAAAGCGGCCGCGGACUCAUGGCUGGAGAUCACGAAGAAAGGCGGGAGUAAUUGUGUCUUCCAACCGAACAUCCAGGUGCAGCGGUGGAAGAAGCUAAUGCUUAAUGCCUCCUGGAACCCCAUCUGCGCGCUUACCCUAAGCCGAGACGUGGCCUUCUACCUUGCCACUGACGUCGCGGAACAUGUUGUGCUGGAAGUCAUGCUCGAGAUCGUCCAUGUUGCUCAAGCACUCGGAUUCUCAGAGAUCACUCCUGAAAUGACAGAGAAGCAGAUUGGGAAUGCACGGAAGAGGAUACCAGGACCAGGCAUCGAGCCGAGUAUGCUCGUGGACGUGUUAAACGGGAGGAGAAUGGAGGUGGAGGCUAUUGUCGGGCAUCCUGUGAGGGAGGCGAAGAGGUUGGGGGUGAGUGUGCCGAGAUUAGAGACGUUGUAUGCGCUUGCCAAAGCCUUAGAUGAUGCUAUCGCGUUCAGGAAGCCCGGGCAAUCGUUGUCGGGGGAUUACAAGCGGGUAUGA